Coniosporium apollinis CBS 100218 is the source of this 885-nucleotide messenger RNA. RefSeq lists its product as uncharacterized. The transcript is spliced from 2 exons. Bases 1 to 885 code for a protein of 294 amino acids. Gene Ontology annotation, molecular function: nickel cation binding. Lineage: Eukaryota; Fungi; Ascomycota; Dothideomycetes. The record is from RefSeq and is a predicted model, not a curated record.
AUGAUAACUCCCGACCCUAAUCAGCAGUCGCUCCAAGAUGAGAUAAUUGCCCUUGAACGGCGCCUCCUAGAGGCCAAGUCUCGGCUGAAUGUAAAUGGCGUGGAUCGGCCGCUCUCACUCACCGAGAGUAGCAAUGGAGCACUUCACACGCUUCUCCUCCUCGCCGAUUCCGCCCUUCCGCUGGGUUCAUUUGCCUUCAGCAGCGGACUCGAAUCGUAUCUAGCGCACCACCGCCCAUCUCCGCCUUCCGCAUCCCAGGUCCCUUCCUUCCACAGAUUUCUCCACCUCUCACUGUCCUCGCUCGCCAGCACCGCCCUCCCAUACACACUAGCGGCCUACCGACACCCGGAACUCAUAAAUGAUCUGGACAACGACUUUGAUGCAAGCACACCUUGCACCGUAGCCCGCCGCGCCAGCGUCGCCCAAGGAAGAGCCCUGCUGUCCGUCUGGGACCGCAGCUUCAAGUCACACUAUGCGUCCUCCGCACUGUCGAACAAUUCCAACGUAGAGAUCGACGCCUCGAUCGCCUUCCAAGACCUGCUGCGCAACCCACCCCCUGGCCCACCCGAGUCCCAGCCAAACGCGCACCUCGCGCCGCUCUGGGGCCUCCUGACACGCAUCCUCGGCCUCCCGCUCCACGAGUCGGCGUACCUAUUCUUGUUCUCGCACGUCCGCACCGUUACGAGUGCCGCUGUUCGCGCGAGCGUGCUGGGACCGUACCAGGCGCAGGCGGUGUUAGCGAGCGGGGAGCUGAGGGAGAAGAUUCAGGCGCUUGUGGGGGAGAUGUGGGAUGUGAAGGUGGAAGAUGCCGGGCUGAGCGUCCCGGUUAUGGAUCUUUGGGUUGGGAGGCAUGAGAUGCUCUAUAGUCGGAUCUUUAACUCGUAA